Suillus subaureus is the source of this 698-nucleotide messenger RNA. Its product is annotated as Adaptor protein complex sigma subunit. Gene Ontology annotation, molecular function: clathrin-cargo adaptor activity. NCBI's taxonomy places the organism in Eukaryota, Fungi, Basidiomycota, Agaricomycetes, Boletales, Suillaceae. The coding region runs from base 125 to 640 and encodes 171 amino acids. The record is from RefSeq and is a predicted model, not a curated record. The transcript is spliced from 8 exons. Gene Ontology annotation, cellular component: AP-1 adaptor complex; intracellular membrane-bounded organelle. Gene Ontology annotation, biological process: protein transport; vesicle-mediated transport.
CUUAGAGAAUACCACCAGAAACCAGUACUAAGGUUGUACUAGGAUAUGGAAUAUUGAAUGCUCGUGAAAUACAUGUAUUGUUGCACCAUGUAAUAAGACACAGCCACAAGGAAGCACUUCAUUCAUGAUCAACUACAUCCUGCUAGUAUCACGACAAGUACGCCUUGCAAAAUGGUUCUCCACCAUGCCGCCCAAGCAAAAAGCCAAGAUCGUAAAGGAUGUUACUCAGCUCGUCCUGGCUCGGCGCACGCGAAUGUGUAAUUUCCUGGAAUACAAGGACACCAAGGUCGUAUACCGCCGAUAUGCAUCAUUGUUCUUCGUUUGUGGGAUUGCCUCAGGGGAUAACGAGCUCAUCACGCUGGAGAUUAUUCACCGUUACGUCGAGGUUUUGGACCGGUAUUUUGGAAAUGUAUGCGAGCUGGACCUCAUCUUCAAUUUCCAGAAAGCGUAUGCGAUCCUGGACGAGCUCGUAAUCGCAGGAGAGAUGCAGGAAUCUUCCAAGAAGUCGGUGCUGCGCGUGGUCACACAAUCAGAUAGCGUUGAAGAGCAAGAGUCCUCCGAGGACAUCAUAGGUCGUUUGGGAGCUGUACGCGAUUCAAUUGUUGCACUGAAAGGCAUGACACGGAUAGUUUAUGGAUAGCGGAUGUCCUGAGACGUAUGCGUGGAUAAUACCCAGAGGUAGCGGUAGCGGCAGUGAC